Molecule: messenger RNA, 345 nt
Organism: Ostertagia ostertagi
Lineage: Eukaryota; Metazoa; Nematoda; Chromadorea; Rhabditida; Trichostrongylidae
Source: the annotation of a GenBank genome assembly
AUGAGGUGCGUGACCGGCGACGGUGGAGAUGAGGCUCCUCAGGCGCCUGUCAACAGCAGUGCUAGCGACACGAUGUCACUUGCCUACAGGGGAAAUGCCGACGACAUCAGACGAAUUCGCAUAAAAAUCGGUCACAUCGGUGCUCUGAACGCAUUGCGUAACGAUGCAGUAGUACUUGAACUGUCGCGGAAAUCGCUCCGUAAGGAGAGAAUCCUCGAUGAUGAUUUCGAUGUUGAGCUUGUGUCACAAAAUGGCUGCGGUGAGUCGUACGAAGGAGUCGCCGUGGCGGCCGACAUGUACCAUCUUCAAAAAGUGAAAGUCUUCAUUGGACCUUAUUGCGAUGCA